UCCAUGUCUUUGUGUUGUUCCUUGGUACCUGCGUGGGGUGUGAGUUUGAGAGCCACGUAUGAGGGUCCAUUCAGUGUUGGCGCCCUGGGGUUUCUUCUGCAUUGGUGUUAGCCAAAUUCAGUGAUUUCCCCCUGCCUGUCCUUUUGUGCACACCCUUGGCUGAGAUUCAUCAUCCUUGUGUUUAGCUUCUACGUGUUGUCCAUGCACUGCUGCUUAGUGUCCCUGCUCGUAGUGGUGCUGGCACCCUAGGACUUUCCCUUCCUCCACAGAAUUUUAUACAAAGCUCAGGGAUACUCGCCUACAUGUUCAGCUGCCCUAAAGACUUUGUCUAUGAAGUUCCCCUCUGCCCUUGAGUCCAACCUGUGUUCAUCACUAGAGGGACGUAACUCUUGAGUUCAAGUCGGUGUUAACCCACUCCACAGCCACCCAACAUACUGUAUUCCGUGCAUCGAGUGCCAGUGGCGACCAUAGCAGCAGUUCACACCCUCACCAUGGCCAUGAUUCCUCGGAGGUUGUCUCGGCCUUGUGUUGCCCGUUCCCUACUCCUCGCAGGUGAUGAUGAGUACUCUAGGUGUUCCUAUGGUUGGAGGGCGUUUCCAGUUCUGAAGGAAGAUUAGUUAGUCUUGUGUAUAAGCUUUGGAGGGUUCCUACCUUCCUGCUAAUGUAAUAAGUUAUGCACUUUGAGUAUAUCAGGACUUGUAAUAAAUGUAACUCUUCCUAUGUAAUAACCUUCAGUUUUAGAAAUGAAAAGAAUAUUUUGUAAAGUCUUCCGCUCUUAUCUCCGAAGUGUGUGUAUCGAAUGUGAUUACUGUAAUAUGCAUGUAUGGUGGGAGAUCCUUGGGAUGAUGAGUUCAAGUUGUUGAACUCGUGAUAGCCUUGUUAAGUUACCUGGUACACGUGCAUAGCGAUCUGAGGCCAUUGAGGCAAGGAUUGGUGCAUGUGGGCCCGAUAACUUGGGAGGGCUGCCAUAAUGGACCUCCUCCCAUUUUUGAUGGUGACGAUUUUCCAUAUUGGAAAAUUCAUAUGGAAGCUUACUUAGAGGCUAUAGACAUUGGUGUGUACAAAGCCGCCACUCAAGGGUUCCCCGAACCAAGAGAUCCCACAAAUCUUGUAGGAGAAGAGUUUAAUAAUGAAAAGUGGAAUGCUAAGGCCAAAAACACUCUAUUUAGAGGCCUUUGAAAAUAUGUCUUUAAUAGAGUAAGAAAUCAUAGAAAUAUUCAUGAUUUGUAAAUGGAUAUUUGCGCUCUACAUGAAGGGACUAAAAGUGAGCGUGAGGAGAGAUAUCACAUUACAAUGAAAAAAUUAAAUUCUUUUGAGAUGCUUGCAAAUGAAAAUGCCAAUGAUAUGCACUCACGUCUUAACAUUCUUGUAGAGGAAGUCAAUGGCUUGGGGCUCACCCAGAUUUCACAACCGGAUGUUGUGAGGAAGAUUCUCAGUGUCCUCCCAAUUGACAGAUAUGGACACAUUGUCACCAUGCUACAUCAGAUGGAUCUUUCAGUUGCUACUCCAACACAAAUAUUGGGAAAGAUCAAUGCUCAUGAAAUGUACAUGCACAUAAAUGACAAGGAUGGGUCAUCUUCCAAAAGAAAAGACUUGGCUCUUAAGGCCAAUCAAGAAAAGAAAGGGAAAGCUAAAGUGCAAAUUGAGGAGGAAUCCUCAAGUGAUGAUGAUCUUGAUGCUAACAUUGCUUUGAUGGUGAGAAAGACCACCAAAAUGUUGAAGAAACUUAAUAGAGAAGGCAUCAAGUUUGACUCAAGAAAGAAGAAGUUCUUCUCCAGUAAAAGAAAGCCCAUCUCAGAAAUGGAUUGCUAUAAUUGUGGAGAACUCGGUCAUCUUGCUCAUCAAUGCAACAAGCCCAAGAAGAACAAGUUCAAGGGCAAGAAAGAUAAUGACAGUGAUGAUGAGAAAAAUGAAAAGAAGUUCUUCAAGAGAAAGGAUGGGAAACACAAAAGAUUCCAUAAGAAGAAAAAUGGAAAGGCAUACAUUAUUGGUGACUGGCUCACUGACAUUGAGUCCUCAAGCGGGUCUUCUUCAAGUGAAGAAGAAAAUGAUGAAAAAAUUGCCGCUAUCGCUGGGGACUUCUCUUCACCACGACCAUCACCCUCAUCCACUUCUCACCUAUGCCUCAUGGCUAAAGGUGAACGGAAGGUACAAAUUGAGAAUGAUGUUAUUGAUGAUAGUGAUAGUGAUAGUGAUGAUGAGUUUGCUUCACCUUCCUAUGAUGAGUUAGCUGACUUACUUAAAGAAUACACUCAAAUCAUUAGGAAGUCAAAGGCUAAAUGUGAUAAUUUAAGGGCUAGUUUGGCAACACUAUUUUCCCAUGUUAUUUCCAAUUUCCCAAGGGAAAAUGAACUAAUUUCCCUUGGGAAAACGAAAAACCCUUGGGAAAAUAGGGUUUCCAAACUAGCCCUAAAAGAUGAAAAUGAAUUUUUAACUGCCAAAUAUGACAUAGUUGUAAAAGCUAGUGAUGAAAUGAAAAAAGAAAAUAAAACUAUAUCAUCCACUGUAAAUGAGCUCAAAUCCUCCCUAAAAGAUGCUAAGGAUAAGUAUGACAAAUUAAAUGAAGCAAAUAGGCAGUUGAAAGAUAGACUUGUAAAAUUUAAAGAAUAUUAUACAAAAAAUAAAAUUGACUAUGAUAAUCUUCUUGUUGCAAAUGAGCUUUUAUCUUGCAAUACACAUGAGGCUAUUAACCCUGCUGUUAAGAUUGAUGUAGCAACCUCAUGUGAUGAUUUGAGCCAAGAUGAUCAAUCUAGUCUUCAUGAUGAAUUGAUUGAAAAAGUUGAAGUUUUGACACUAGACAACCAGAAAUUGAAGAGAUACUUGGCUGAUGCAACCACUGGAGGAAAUGUUGCCAUAGAGAGCAAUGACAUUAACAAUGAGUUGGCAGUGGACAAUGAAAGGCUUAUAAAUGAGGUCAAGAAACUUAAGAAUGAAAAUGAACAUCUUGCCACAAGUGUGCAAAAGUUCAACAAAGGCCAAUACCUUCAAAAUGAGUUGCUCAUGAACACUGUCAUGAAAAACAACAAGAGUGGUAUUGAAUAUAAUUCUUUUGUGCAAAAGAAAGCAACAAAUCAAUACAAGGCAAAACAGACUCCUAAGCCUAUCAAGUGCUUUGAGUGUGGAAAAGAAGGACAUUUUGCGCACAACUACAAAGCCAAACCACCAACUCCCUUGCCAAAGCACUCAAGACCAUUUGCUUUCAAUGCUCAUUAUGUUCUAAGAAAAGUAGCAAAUGGAAAUGUCAAAGUUACAUUCCUAGGUCCACCAAGCAAGAGUAGACCUAGACAAAUUUGAGUUGCAAAGUCUUUGAUUGAGAAAUUCACUGGUCCUAUGCAAAAUAGGGCCCUCAAAAUUGAAGCUUGACUUAUUUGUUCAUGUAGGUGAACUACAAGACCGGUGGGAGCCAUUGGGUUAUUGAUAGUGGAUGCACUCAACAUAUGACUAGCAACCCACGGAUGUUCACCUCACUUGAUGAAAAUGUUGAUGAACAAGACAAAAUCACUUUUGGGGAUAAUUCGAAGGGAAAAGUUCAAGAACUUGGCAAGGUGGCUAUCUCAAAUGAUCUUUCAAUAUCAAAUGUUAUCUUGGUUGCACCAUUAAGCUUCAACUUAUUAUCAGUGGGUCAACUUUGUGAUCUUGGCCUUCAAUGCUUAUUCACUCCUACAGAGGUUGUUGUGUAAAAAAUGGAUGAUGAGUUAAUGGUGUUCAAAGGAUUUAGAUACAUCAAUCUCUACUUAGUGGAUUUCACCUCUGAAGAUGCAAACUUAAGAACUUGCCUCUUUACCAAAGCAUCACUUGGAUGGCUAUGGCAUAGAAGGCUUGCACAUGUUGGAAUGAGCACACUCAAGAAAGUACUAAAGAAAGACAUGGUUAGAGGACUAAAGGAUGUUGUAUUUGAAAAGGACAAGCCUUGUAGUGCAUGUCAAGCUGGAAAGCAAGUUGCUAACACACAUCCUACAAAAGCUUUUAUGUCAACAUCAAGGCCACUAGAACUACUUCAUAUGGAUCUAUUUGGACCAACAACUUAUGCUAGUGCUGGUGGCAACCUCUACCGUCUGGUUAUUGUUGAUGACUUUUCAAGAUACACUUGGGUGUUCUUUCUCCAUGAUAAGUCUGAAGUUGCAUCUAUAUUCAAGAAGUUUGCCAAGAAGGCUCAAAAUGAAUUUGAUUACAAAAUCAAGAAGAUUAUAAGUGACAACGGAAAAGAAUUUGACAACACCAACAUACAUGAAUAUUGUGAUGAGAUUGUGAUCAAACAUGAAGUUUCUGCAACAUACACACCUCAAGAGAAUGGAAUUGUUGAAAGAAAGAACAUGACUUUGAUCACUCUUGCAAGAACAAUGGUUGAUGAGUAUAACACACCGGAGAGGUUUUGGGCUGAAGCUGUCAACACUGCAUGCUAUGCAUCAAACAGGCUAUUUCCUCACUGGCUACUUGAGAAGACUCCCUAUGAACUGCUAAAUGGAAAAAAGCCAGAUGUCUCCUUCUUUCUGGUGUUUAGAUGCAAAUGCUACAUCUAUAAGAAACGCCAUCACAUAGGGAAGUUUCAAAGACAUUGUGAUAUUGGUUUCCUACUUGGUUAUUCAUCAAAAUCCAAAGCAUAUCGAGUAUUCAAUCAUGCCACUAGCGUGGUUGAAGAAACAUAUGAUGUGGAGUUUGAUGAGACUAAUGGCUCCCAAGGAGCACUUGAAAAUCUUGAUGAUGUAGGUGAUGAGCCACUUAGAGAAGCUAUGGAGAACGUGCCAAUUGGAGCCAUUAAACCAAAAGAAGAUGAAGAAGAGGUGCAAAAUAUUGACAGACCUUAUUCAUCAAUGUACCACAUGAUGAUGAAAAAGAUGAGAAGCAUGCAAAUGAAGAUACAUUUGUCUCUCAUGAACAAGCAAGGGUACAAGCUGAAGAUGUUGAUGCUCCAAGAUCUUCUUCCCAAGUGGUUGACAAGAGAAACUCAUCACUACUUCAAGCACACCCACAAGAUCAAAUCAUUGGUAGUCCUUCACAAGGGGUUAUCACUCGUUCUCAUAAACAUGCCUCAUUUAUUGAACAUCACUCUUUUGUUUCUUGUGUUGAGCCUACAUGUAUAGAUGAGGCGCUACAGGAUCCAGACUGGGUGAAUGCCAUGCAUGAAGAAUUAAACAACUUCACCCGCAACCAAGUUUGGACCCUGGAGAAACCUCCACAAGAUGCAAGGAUUAUUGGAACGAAAUGGGUGUUCAGAAACAAACAAGAUGAUCAAGGUGUGAUUGUGCAGAACAAGGCAAGACUAGUUGCAAAGGGCUUCUCUCAAGUUGAAGGCUUAGAUUUUGGAGAGACCUUUGCACAGGUUGCUCGACUCGAAGCCAUCCGUAUCAUACUUGCAUAUGCAUCAUGCUAUGACAUAAAGCUUUAUCAAAUGGAUGUAAAAAGUGCAUUU
Molecule: messenger RNA, 5410 nt
Organism: Zea mays
Lineage: Eukaryota; Viridiplantae; Streptophyta; Magnoliopsida; Poales; Poaceae
Product: putative leucine-rich repeat-containing protein DDB_G0290503
Exons: 2
Coding region: 1231-3294 (687 amino acids)
Molecular function (GO): zinc ion binding; nucleic acid binding
Source: RefSeq, a predicted model, not a curated record